Nicotiana attenuata is the source of this 408-nucleotide messenger RNA. RefSeq lists its product as uncharacterized. The transcript is spliced from 2 exons. The record is from RefSeq and is a predicted model, not a curated record. Lineage: Eukaryota; Viridiplantae; Streptophyta; Magnoliopsida; Solanales; Solanaceae. Bases 1 to 408 code for a protein of 135 amino acids.
AUGAAGACAUGUUACUGGCAAGUCCGGAUUGCUGAGGAAGAUGAACACAAAAUGACUUGUGUGAAAAGAUUUGGGUCGUACAACUUCUUGGUCAUGCCAUUAGGCUUGACUAAUGCUCCAGCCACAUUUUGCACCCUAAUGAACCAAGUCUUCCGAGAGUACAUUGACGAAUUCGUAGUGCUCUACUUGGAUGAUAUUGUGGAGGAAAUCUGCGGCCGCAUAAUUAUCUUUGUGGCUGAACUUCAGCUUCUGCGGCCGCACAUUUUGACUGUGGACCGCAUUCUCAAGAGGCUUCACACUUGGUAUUCUGCAUCUUCUCUGAACUUAUCAAACUUUGUCAGUGCGGCCCGCAAAAUGCAUAAUUUGGUGUGUGGACCGCGCUUCUACAAAACUCCUCAGAGACUUUAA